CAACCGGUUUCACACAUUUGGGGUCGUCCCCCUCGUUUCAUGGUCGGUAAUGGGGGGAUUCUGAUCACAAUAAAAAGCAAGCAGCGCUUCCGUUUCCCUCAUGUGUUAGGGGGUGGUGUCGGGUGGGGUGGAGCUCCUCCAAGUUCAUGGAUCGCAGUUCUCUAACACCUGCGGACGCCUGGCUCUCCACGCCUCAACCUUGGCCUUAUUACCAAACCAAGAGUGUCGAGGAGCUGAAGCAGUCCCUAAUGUCCGCUGUACUAGAGCUUGAAUCCACGCGAAUGGCGGCCCGAGAGGAGCUCAGGAGGGGCGAGGAGGAAAGAAAGCGCCUCGCUUUACUCCUCAAAGCCGCCUGGGUAGAGAGAGAUGAAGCCAAAGAAAAAUGUCUGCAACUCCGCCAGACCCUCCUCCAAAGCACCAUCAAAGAAAACAUGGGCCUCCAUAACCUGGCCGGAUUCUCCGACAUCUCCCCGCAAAACUCUGCCGGAAAAUCCCACAAGGCUGGGGAUUCCAAUUCCAACACCACCGACUGUGAAAGCAUCACAUUCGUCUCCUCUUCUCCUAAUCAAUCCAUCUUCCAUGACCUCGAUGACCCACUUGAAUCUGACGCACCAUUGCCGGAAUCCAGCAAAGUAUCACCGGAAUCCGGCGCCCAACAAUUGCCUGAGAAGGGGAAGCUGUUAGAAGCGGUGAUGAAAGCCGGACCGCUCUUGCAGACACUGAUGCUGGCGGGCCCUCUUCCUCAGUGGCGCCACCCUCCGCCUCCUCUCGACUCCUUCGACAUCCCCCCUGUUGGGGUUGGAAUUGGGAUCCCAAACAACAAUUCUUCUCCUUCAUCAAUGGCUAUGGCUAAGAAAAGGCCAUUAUCCUCCUAUUGUGAUUACAGCAUGGCCCAAGCACACGCCUCAAAGCACCAGAGGCUGGCUUAGCAGAUGCACAUGUUUUCUUUCUUAGGACCCCUGAAUCGGCUUCGGAUGAGGUAACAAACAUUGUACUAUAUGCUUAAUUUCCUGACUAUAGCUGCCUGCUUCUAGUGUGGGGAGCGAGUGAGGAAGUGUUUUGGACCUUAAUCAUUUUUAUUGAUUUGUAAGGUUGAAAGAGAUGGAUUUAUAAUUAACGUGAUUUUAGUUGCUGAGCUU
This is a messenger RNA of Amborella trichopoda, 1139 nucleotides long. RefSeq lists its product as uncharacterized. NCBI's taxonomy places the organism in Eukaryota, Viridiplantae, Streptophyta, Magnoliopsida, Amborellales, Amborellaceae. The record is from RefSeq and is a predicted model, not a curated record.